UUAUACACAUUAUAUACAACUUUGAAUGACGCGGGUGCGCCGUAAAAGUUCUUAUGUUGGCAGAUAGAGUGCGCGCAUGCGCAGAAGCGUCUGUGUGACUGCCGUUAUGUCGUACAGUUAGAUCACGCGGCACAGUAUUGCAGUUCAUAUUGUUCGUGUGCGCGCGUUUCUCAGUCGUUGCACAAAGAAAAUUUUCAACCAAGAUUACAUAUGAAGACUACAUUCUAUGACAGGUGCAUUGACCUACACACAUCGUGUCGUUUUACACUUCAUAUUCAUCAGCUGCACAAUAAUUUUUUACAGAUCAGACGUGACCCGUCGAGUAAUUGGUCCACGUGCAGUUCGUUUUUUACAUUCCGUGGAAGCUUGGUUGCAGAACCUCGGACGGCACAUAGCUGGCGUCGAUCCUUGGACAGUCCAGACUGUGGUCGAUCGGUGAAUUGUCCCAUGGGUGCAGUGACGGAUUGUACUGCGUCACUGAUCAGCUGGUUGUUAUUAGUAAUGUAUUGCGCUACGGAGUCGUGCACCAUUGUUGGUAAAUUUUCACGAAGUUUUAAUUUUCAGCUUUAAAAUGAAGAAAUCGGCGUCUGAGGCUCACAAAAUGCUGGAUAACACCUACUGUGAGGCACCUAUUAAUGACAGAACGUGGAGACAGUGGUUUCACUGCUUCAAGCACGGUCACUUUGGCGUAGAAGAUUGACAUGACGAUGAAGAGAGAUUAUUUUCGAAGUUACUGAAACCGACGGAUACAAUCACAGGAAAUUGUUAUCAAAAACAACUGAUGCAUCUGAGAAGAACACUGAAAGACAAACGGGCACACUAUAGUAAUUGACAUGAAAAGGUUAUUUUCAGCAUGAUGGUGCUCGACCGCAUGCCGCAAAACCCAUCACAACAUACUUGGAAACACUGAAAUGAGAAGUUCUAACCCGACCACCGUAUUCUCCAGACAUAGCUCCCUCUUGUUACCACCCUUUUCGAUCAAUGGCACACGGCCUGGCUGACUAGCACUUCCGGCCAUAUGAACGAGUGCAAAAUUGGAUCGAUUCAUGGACCUUCUCGAAAGACGCCCAUUUCUUCCACGGAGGGACUCGUAUGUUGCCCGAAAGAUGGGAGAACGUAGUCCCAGUGAUGGCCAGUACUUUGAAUCGUAAGGGUUUUGUACUUGUUUCACUAUGAAGCCUCGAACUUCGAGGAAGAAACUGCAUAAACAAAGCUGUA
Molecule: messenger RNA, 1218 nt
Organism: Schistocerca serialis cubense
Lineage: Eukaryota; Metazoa; Arthropoda; Insecta; Orthoptera; Acrididae
Exons: 5
Coding region: 211-570 (119 amino acids)
Source: RefSeq, a predicted model, not a curated record